Molecule: messenger RNA, 321 nt
Organism: Paramecium tetraurelia
Lineage: Eukaryota; Ciliophora; Oligohymenophorea; Peniculida; Parameciidae
Exons: 2
Source: RefSeq, a predicted model, not a curated record
AUGAAACAAACUGAAUAUUGUCUUCUUAUGUUACGCCCUUACAAGAAAGUGCCGACAGAUAAGAAAAAGUAAUUAGUUGAAUUAGUAUUUUAGAAAGAUUGGAAAAUAAAACAAGCUUCGACGCAUCUUGGUAUUAACUAUGCUACAGCUAAGAAUAUAAUUUUUAGAUUCAGAAAGACCAAUAUUCAAAAAUAACCUUAUAAACUUCCAGAAUCAAAGAGAUGCCAGUACAAAUUAAUUGGAUCAUCUAACUCAAAGAUAAAACUUGUAUGCAGCUAGGGAGGAGUACUAAACUGUGAUUUAAUCUCCAAGAAUCCAUGA